Messenger RNA from Penaeus vannamei (Pacific white shrimp), 1414 nucleotides. The record is from RefSeq and is a predicted model, not a curated record. Lineage: Eukaryota; Metazoa; Arthropoda; Malacostraca; Decapoda; Penaeidae.
GGCGCGAGUGCCAUGCUCGUCCUCCUCUUGUCUCUCCUCGCCCGCUCGCUUUCUGUCGCCCCGCCGAGGAAAACGGACGCUAAAUUAUGUUAUCCUUUCUCUUAAUCCUGCCCUGUCUCUCUUUUUCGAACGAAGCAUGACUGGUGCUUAUGACGACCUUCCCUUGUAGGCGGUGUUUAAGCUCCUGUGCGUGACCUGUUAUGAACUGACUCCGCUGGCCGUGACAAGUGAUAAUGUGAUCUUCCUUCUCGGUUGUCCAGGCACGUAUGUAGUCUUCGUGUGAGAUCCCGGGCCACCGUAUGCGCAGUAGUGCCAGAGACCCCCAGAGCAUCAGUGUGUUCUUCUCGUUUGACCUUUUCGGACUCAGAACCCCUCCUUCCCAGCCUCACUGACCGCGACUCGAAGGACUUCGCCGGAGAGCAUGAACGCGAGCGUGAAUGAGUCGGCGGCGCCCGGAAGCCUUUUCGCCGAGGCGCUUCCCGGCGGCGCCGUCUGCAAAGGCGACGUGUGCAGGGGCAGCAUGUGGCACCCGGGCAUCGAGGACGAUCCGGCCACGAUACCCCGGUACACGCUGCAGGGCUUAUGGUGGCUGGUCUGGCUAGUCGGUGUCGAGUAUGUUGCGCUAUGGUGGCAGGGGGCCCGUCUCCCCGACCUCCAUGACAACAUAAUGUCCUUGGUCCAUGGCACGCUCUAUGAGGUCUCCAAACUUUUCGUUCGUGGGCUCGAAUAUGGCGUCUAUGUCUGGGCCUGGAACAAGUAUUCGAUUUUCCCGCCACUUGGAAAUUCGUUUUUGGAAAUUCUUUGCGUCAUCGUCCUCGUUGACUUCGGUUUUUACUGGUUUCAUCGAGCUAGUCAUGAAAUCAUGGUCCUGUGGGCAGUUCAUCAGGUCCACCACAGCGGCGAAGAGUUCACGGUGUCUGUGGGUCUCCGCAACUCUCCUUUGCAGAGGCUGUUCUCCUGGGUGUUCUACUUGCCGCUGGCCGUUCUAGGUGUUCCUCCCGCGCACAUGUUGGCGCACGUUCAGUUCAGCGCCCUCUACCAGUGCUGGAUCCACACGGAAACCAUCAGAACCGUGGGACCUUUGGAAUACGUGUUCAAUACGCCCGCGCACCACCGGGUUCACCACGGGUGUAACAAGUACUGCCUCGACAAGAACUACGGCGGGAUCUUCAUCGUCUGGGACCGCCUCUUCGGGACCUUCCAGCCAGAGCUUCCGGAUCAGGAAAUCGUCUAUGGAAUCGUCUACCAACCGAGUGCAUUUAACCCUCUUUACCAUCAAGUGUUCUAUCUGGCGGGCGCGCUGAAGAAGGCUCGUUCCAUGAGCACCUGGGGGGACUUCGUGGCCGCCCUCGUCAAGGGGCCGAGCUGGGCGCCGGGAUCGCCUUGGACGGGCUGGGAGGAGGACAAACUCGAU